GAGUUCAGGCCCUUUACCCCGACUUGCAAGCCGCCAUCUUGUAUUGAGUGAUCACGGUGUACUGCGUGUUUCAUAGUUUCUUCCUUAGCUGAAUUUAAAGUCUACUACAAUGGGCAGAAAGAAGAAGAAGCAGACAAAACCUUGGUGUUGGUACUGCAACAGGGAAUUUGAUGAUGAGAAGAUUCUGAUCCAGCAUCAAAAGGCCAAACAUUUUAAGUGUCCAUCAUGCCACAAGAAACUCUAUACUGGCCCUGGCUUGUCCAUUCACUGCAUGCAGGUACACAAAGAAACAAUAGACAAAGUUCCCAAUUCUUUACCAAAUCGAAACAACAUAGAAAUAGAGAUUUAUGGGAUGGAAGGAAUACCUGAGGAUGACAUCAAGGAGCACGAAAAGCAAAGGCAAGGUAAAGCAUCUGGUGGGCGUGACGACGACGAUGAUGAUGAUGACGAUGGUUCAUCCCCAAUGACAUCACAAGGAGCCACAACUGUAACAGCUCAUCACAGCUUAGCACCACAGCCUGGCCGGCCUCCACACAUGCCCCCUGUGCCCACCAUGCAACCCAUGAUGCCCCAGGGACAGCAAGGCCCUCCUCCUCCAUGGGCGAUGGGACAACCUAUGAUGCCAAUGAUGGGACCAAUGGGUCCUAUGGGACCUAUGGGGCCCAUGGGACCAUAUAUGGGGGGACCCAUGCGGCAUAUGGGUGGUCACAUGGCAAGGCCACCUAUGGGCCCUGCUGGACAUCUUGGUCCCCAUGGAGGGCCGCCACCCCCCGUUGCUACAGCACCCCCUCCCCCCCAGCCUGGCCCUACCAAGCCCCUCUUCCCGUCUGCUGCUCAGGCUGGUGGACCGCCCCCUAAAACUGGCAGUGCCUUCAACCCUCAGUUCAGCUCAGCUGGCAGCUCAGGCCAGCAGCAGAGCAGCAGCGGCGGGUCCUCCAGGAAUGGCAGCGACAAGGAUGGCUCUGAGAAGAAGACGCUCAUCACUGCCAUCUCGUCGACUUCCCGCAUCGUGCAUCCUGACGAGGACGUUUCGCUGGAAGAACUACGAGCUCGGUUACCCAAGUACCAGUUCACUAAACCCCGUCCAGCUCAGCAACAACAGCAGCAGCAGCAACAACAACGUGACUCCUCUCCACAGCAGCAGUCAUCACGAGGCUCCUCUCCCUCGCACAAACGACCUCAUCCCAGCGAGUCUCCUUCACCUGACGACCGCCGCAAGCAGCCUCGCGAGCAGCCACCCUCCUCUCAGGCCGCUCCGACCUCGACGGCUGCCGCCAUGCCUGGCAUGCAGGCCGGCAUGAUGAUGACGAGCCAUCCACAGAUGGUUAGGCCUCCUGGUAUGAUGGUGGAGGCCCCAAUGACCCACAUGGGACCAAUCGUGUCAACGAUGGGUCCCAUGGUAUCCCCGAUGGGUCCCAUGGUGUCUACUAUGGUGCCUAUGAUGCCCCACUCCUUGGGUAUUCCCGUGACCCAAUGCAUGAUGAGACCGGCCGUGGGGGCCAUGAUGCCAGCGAUGCAGGGCAUGCAGCCGAUGGGAGGUCCCCUGCAGUUAGGUGCUAUGAACGUCGCUAACGGUCCACAGAUGGGUCAUCCUGGCAUCCCAGGGCAUAUGAUGGGCCCUCCAAUGAUGGGUGCUCCUCAGAUGAUCCCCCGCUUCAGGUGACUGUAGAGCUACCCUGCGACGCUCUUUUUCUCUUACUGAACACUCGACCAGUGAAGGCGCGGUUCGAAAAUAAGACACUGGGCUUAGGUCGCCGCUUCGGUGUUGUUCGCGCUGCAGCCGCUCAUGUUAGGCAUUGAUGCGGCACGCUUAUCUCGCUGUUACAUCGAGAAAAGCUGGGGAAAUGUUAUUACAACCCACUGAUCGUAUUCUUCUACUGAUAGGAGAGUGUGCAUUUUCUUCUAUUGAUUUUUACAGAUUACUGACUGGUACAGUGAGAAUAAUAUGAAACGUUCAAAAAUUCUCGAAAAUUGCUGCAAACUAUGUGUAGUAAAAGUAACAAACAGCCAAAAGGUCUAAUUUUUGUGAUCAAAUCGUCUGUGUUAUCGGAGCAGGAAAUGAAAUGCCAGAAACAGAUUAUUUUGAAAUAAUGAAAUAGUGCAAGAUUGAAGCAGCAUUUGAAUUGGUCGACUCGCUUGCGUUAGUUUAUUUUCCAAUAUGUUUUGUUCUAUGCAACGGGAGCUAAAUCUAAUUCUGUAUUGCAUUUUGUAACAAUUAUAUUUUGACGAGGUUUCAUGUAAUAGUUUGUGUGCUUAUUGUAUUUAAAGUAUGAUUUAAUUGUAUGAUAUUUACGUAGUACCUUCUCGACGUGGUCGACCCUGGGCUGAGGGAGCGAUCGCCAACCAACCUGCCUGUACUUUGUAAGUCUCGACUUAGCAUUACCAAUGGGCGCUCUUUGGCAAGAACCGGCGUCGUCCCGACACAUUGCUUCUUCAAUAUCGUUAUUAAUUAGUUACAUAUCAACUUGGAUUCUCUGCCUUGACGUAUUCAUUACUCAAAUUUUCUUCAAGAUAUUCUAUCUCCUGAAAACCAUGAAUUGGCAAGCGUCUCUCUUAAUUCUUACUUAAUACCUUGACGAAAUACGAGAAGUAAUUCCUCUGCUUCUGAAUCUUUUGUUAAUCUUCAGAUGUAAAAAAUAACUAAAACUUCUAAUGCUUGCUUCUCUCUUCACUUUCUGGCCUUUUCUUGUUCAUUAUUUGAAGAGACUGCCUAUUUAGCAGUACGCGGUGUUGGGUUGAGGCUCUUACCCUGACUUUUGUACAGUCCCUUAAUGGUAUCGUUGAUGAAAUUUGUUCGAAAUUGACGCCGGUGGGCUUGAGAUAGUAAAGCCUGCUGUCUUGAGGUAAGCCAUUACAGUGAUUCCAUUGCAACUACGUAUUGAAAGUGUUGACGAUGUAUCGGCAAAGGUUAGUCCAUUCACUGAUGAUUCAAAAAGAAUAAAGGAUUGCAGUUUAUUUGUGGGUUAGUGUUUUGCGUGUUUUAGUAUGGCAUCAAUAGGCAUAAGUUGCUGUAGGAACUUUUUCAUGCAGUGACGCACAGAUCUUUUCUCCCUAAGUUAUUUCAAAAUUUUCAACCACGAGCAUUUCAAUAUUUUGACCAUAAUCCAAUUUUGUUGCAUCUCACGGCCUUACUGUCUAAGCUCUUCUGAAAGCAUAGCUACCGUAAUUAAUGAAACCUUCAUGAAUAGUUGUAGAUUCCUGAUAUCUAGGUUUGAUUUCGUUGCAUUUAAUUUAUUGUAAUAGCCUCUUGCUCCCGUCUCGGUUGCACCGUCAUCCAGUCUGCCACGGCGACUGUCCCUAAACUAAUGCGGAAUGUCGCACUGUCACACUGUACUGAGCUGACGUUCAAAGUGUCUAGUCCCUGGGAUAAGGCUUGAAGUAAGGUUCAAAAUGACGUUUGGCGUCUUGCAUGACGUGUGGCACGCUGCCGUGAACGUAUUUAAGCUUUUGUCGUACUCUUACCGUGUUAUUCUUAGAACUUAGUUGAGGUAAGUUGAAUAAUCUGUAGGAAGGUUUUUAUGGUAGUUAUACAUCUACUUCUUCGCGGUAAAAUGUUCAGUUAUUAUAGAAGUAUUUCGAAUUUACCUAUAUUGCGAAUUAAAGUAGCGUUGCUUUGAACCUUCUAGACGGAGGGAACUCGCUCGUCUGUUUGCGAAUAGAGCGACUCAUGUCGCGUGUUUUGGGCAUGAUGAUGUAACGCGUCUCAGACGUUAUUGAACCUAUUUACUCACAUUACAAAUUUCGCUUUAGCAAUGAGCACCAAAGUUUGCUUAAAUAUUCUGUCAUGAUUCAUAUUUCGAGUGUUGGUCGUGAUUGCGGAAACGUUCCAGUGAAUGUCCUAGCGUUUGAUUUCUUUAAAGUUCGCGAAUCCUCGAAUUUUUUAUGCAUUUUUAUAGUGCGAAAUUACUGAAGUACACCUGAACAUUUUACUAUUUAGGGAGUUCAUACAUUGGUUUUGCUAAAUUUGCCUAGAAAUGACAUCAUCAGCCAGCGGAUUUUAAUUUUUCUGGUUGUUUAUCUUGCAGCGCUGUUGAAUAAGUUAUGUUUGAUAUUUUCGGCAGCGAAGUGACGCCUCAUGUCGCGUAGCAGUCAGGUAGGCGUGAUACAUUCACAGCUCUGGGGAGAGCGAGCAGCUGUUGGGUCCGUUCGGUUCCCCCAACCAGCGAUGGUUUGGUGAUGUGAUCACAGCUGUGCUCUCUUAUCCCGUGCUGUUGGACUCUAGGGUCCCCAAGCCCGCACUGCUCGGGCUUGGUGAAUUAUUAUUCUCACUAGAACAUCUGUUGCUGCUGCCGCGUCUCUAGUAACUACCACUCUUUAUUUUUCUACUACCACAAUUACUGAUACUCUUGUUAAACGCAAGAAUGUGGCAUGGCCGGUUGGUGAUGUUCAUGCUUGUGGCGUUGGGUACAUCUUAGCUCAUAUUGCAAAUACUAGCAUUAGCCUCAUCUCACUGGUGAAAAACUUGGGUGAAUAAUCUGAUCCUUCCACUUGUGGAGCCGACGCAAGGUGGGAUUUCUUUAUAUUAUUACAGUAAAUUAUUGCGUGAAUGACGUUUUUAUUUCAAGGUAACGUUCGUAGCAUUGAAUUUCCUUGUUAUUCGGUGUUCUGCACCGUGCUUCUCACUUUGAUGUAACCCUCAAUAAAUCGGUUGAAUUCGA
Hyalella azteca is the source of this 4658-nucleotide messenger RNA. Its product is annotated as BUB3-interacting and GLEBS motif-containing protein ZNF207. Gene Ontology annotation, molecular function: DNA binding. The coding region runs from base 110 to 1663 and encodes 517 amino acids. NCBI's taxonomy places the organism in Eukaryota, Metazoa, Arthropoda, Malacostraca, Amphipoda, Hyalellidae. The transcript has 8 exons. The record is from RefSeq and is a predicted model, not a curated record. Gene Ontology annotation, cellular component: nucleus.